CUGUGGUCCGAAGGCACCCCGCGCCCAUUGGCUGCACCCAGCCGCGCCUGGGCGGAUUGGAAAACAGCUGGUUGAAGCGCGGGGUUCCCGGAGCUGCGAGCCCGGUUUUCCUGGACCUCGGGGCUGCCUGGCAUCCUCAGGAAGAUCAAAAUGGAAGGCCUAUCUGAUGUUGCCUCUUUUUCAACUAAACUUCAAAACACUCUGAUCCAGUAUCAUAACAUUGAAGAAGAUAAAUGGCGAGUGGCCAAGAAAAUGAAAGAUGUCACAGUUUGGAGAAAACCCUCAGAAGAGUUUAAUGGGUAUCUGUACAAAGCCCAAGGUGUUAUGGAUGACAUUGUCAGUAAUGUAAUAGACCACAUACGCCCAGGGCCCAGCCGCUUGUUUUGGGAUCCGUUAAUGACUUCACUGGAUAUUUUGGAGCACUUGGAAGAGAAUUGCUGUGUGAUGCGUUACACCACUGCUGGUCAACUUUUGAAUAUUAUUUCCCCGAGAGAGUUUGUUGAUUUCUCCUAUACUGUGGGCUAUGAAGAAGGACUUUUAUCCUGUGGGGUGAGUCUCGACUGGAGUGAAACAAGGCCAGAAUUUGUCCGAGGCUAUAACCAUCCCUGCGGCUGGUUUUGUGUUCCGCUUAAAGACAGUCCAAGCCAGAGUCUUCUGACGGGCUAUAUUCAGACAGAUCUGCGCGGCAUGAUCCCUCAGUCCGCAGUGGAUACAGCAAUGGCCAGCACUUUAACCAACUUCUAUGGUGAUUUGCGGAAAGCUCUACGAAAGGCCUAAUACGUUCCACUGCCAGGGCUGAGGUCUGUUGAGUCUGUUCUUCCUUCCCUCAGCUGCAUGAUCUGUAAAUGUCUUCAGUCCUGUCAGCUGUGCAGCCCAGAGAAACAUGGGAGGUGUUUGGCUUCCGUGGUACAACCUCAUUUUCUAUGGAGAGUAAGUAGCUAUGUAAAUAGGGCAUUUCGGUUUUCUUAAGCAUUUGUUUGCACCUUGUUUGGUUGUGGAAGUCUGUGGAAAGGAUGAAAUACCAAGAUUUAGAUACAGGUCCUUUAGUGUAGUCUAUUCACAAAAGUGAAAUUACCUCAGGAUGAAGUAUUUGGCUGCUUGGAAAUUACGAAGUGUGCAACAUAUGACAACAUAUUUUA
Peromyscus maniculatus bairdii (prairie deer mouse) is the source of this 1139-nucleotide messenger RNA. It is a transcript of the gene Stard4, whose product is annotated as StAR related lipid transfer domain containing 4. Gene Ontology annotation, molecular function: cholesterol binding; cholesterol transfer activity. Gene Ontology annotation, cellular component: endoplasmic reticulum; cytosol. The record is from RefSeq and is a predicted model, not a curated record. Lineage: Eukaryota; Metazoa; Chordata; Mammalia; Rodentia; Cricetidae. Gene Ontology annotation, biological process: intracellular cholesterol transport; cholesterol transport involved in cholesterol storage; cholesterol import.